Messenger RNA from Phascolarctos cinereus (koala), 761 nucleotides. It is a transcript of the gene HINT2, whose product is annotated as histidine triad nucleotide binding protein 2. Gene Ontology annotation, molecular function: catalytic activity. The record is from RefSeq and is a predicted model, not a curated record. NCBI's taxonomy places the organism in Eukaryota, Metazoa, Chordata, Mammalia, Diprotodontia, Phascolarctidae.
UCUUAACCUUUCUUACCCUGCCCCUAAUAGGCCACUUAAAGGUGUGAAAGGUAACAGACCCUAAGGGGUUUAAAGUUCCGCCCCACCCUGCGAAGGAGCCAAUGGAAGGCAAAGUGACUGUACAGCUCCUGGGGGCGGAGUCAACAGAGUGAAACUACAGGCACUGAGGUUCCUAGGGACAGAGCCAAUGAGAAGACAGGACCCGCAGACAGGCUAGUAGAGCAGCCAAUGGAAGGAAAGGUUUAUUUCGCUUCCGGGGCCGGGGCCGGGGGCGCUCCAAAUCGACAGUGGCUCCGCCGCUGUCAUGGCGGCUGCGCUCGCCUUGGCAGCCCUUCGAGUGACGCGACGUGCGACGGGGGCUGCCGCGCGGCUGCAGGUGAGGAGGGGCUGUGAGGUCCGAGAAGCUUCAGGGGUCCCUGGUGGGGAAGAGGUAUUCAAAGCCCAGCAAGCAGCCCCUGGAGGAGCGGCCCCUACCAUCUUCUCCCGGAUCAUUGACAAAAGCAUUCCUGCUGACAUCCUUUAUGAGGACCAACAGCUCCUGGGCCACCUACUACUUGUGGCUGCACAGACAGCAAAAGCCGAGGGUCUAGGAGAUGGAUACCGAUUAGUGAUCAACGAUGGGAAGCUGGGAGCCCAAACUGUGUAUCACCUGCAUCUGCACAUACUCGGGGGCCGGCAACUUCAGUGGCCACCAGGCUGACCCUGAACAGGAUGAGGGGUUGUGGGAAUCUGUGAUUGUUAAUAAACCUGUUGAACUUUGA